This is a messenger RNA of Erinaceus europaeus (western European hedgehog), 2738 nucleotides long. RefSeq names its product actinin alpha 3 (gene ACTN3). Gene Ontology annotation, cellular component: Z disc; cortical actin cytoskeleton; plasma membrane. NCBI's taxonomy places the organism in Eukaryota, Metazoa, Chordata, Mammalia, Eulipotyphla, Erinaceidae. Gene Ontology annotation, biological process: muscle cell development; actin cytoskeleton organization. Gene Ontology annotation, molecular function: calcium ion binding; actin filament binding. Bases 88 to 2628 code for a protein of 846 amino acids. The transcript has 19 exons. The record is from RefSeq and is a predicted model, not a curated record.
UUCACUGCAUGGUGCAACUCGCACCUGCGCAAGGCCGGCACCCAGAUCGAGAACAUCGAGGAGGACUUCUGCAACGGCCUCAAGCUCAUGCUGCUCCUGGAGGUCAUCUCAGGGGAGAGGCUGCCCAGACCAGACAAAGGCAAGAUGCGCUUCCAUAAGAUCGCCAACGUCAACAAGGCCCUGGACUUCAUCGCCAGCAAGGGGGUGAAGCUGGUGUCCAUCGGCGCCGAGGAGAUUGUGGAUGGCAACCUCAAGAUGACCCUGGGUAUGAUCUGGACCAUCAUCCUCCGCUUUGCCAUCCAGGACAUCUCUGUGGAGGAAACCUCGGCCAAGGAGGGUCUGCUGCUCUGGUGCCAGAGGAAGACGGCGCCCUACCGAAACGUCAAUGUGCAGAACUUCCAUACUAGCUGGAAGGACGGCCUGGCCCUCUGUGCUCUCAUCCACCGCCACCGCCCUGACCUCAUCGACUACGCCAGACUGCACAAGAAUGAUCCCAUUGGCAAUCUGAACACAGCCUUCGAAGUGGCGGAGAAGUACUUGGACAUCCCGAAGAUGCUGGAUGCAGAAGACAUUAUCAACACCCCCAAGCCCGAUGAGAAGGCAGUGAUGACCUACGUCUCCUGCUUCUACCACGCCUUUGCUGGGGCCGAGCAGGCAGAGACGGCCGCCAAUAGGAUCUGCAAAGUGCUGGCUGUGAACCAGGAGAAUGAAAAGCUGAUGGAGGAGAAUGAGAAGCUGGCCAGUGAGCUGCUGGAGUGGAUCCGCCGUACCAUCCCGUGGCUGGAGAACCGCGUGGGCGAGCCCAGCAUGAGCGCCAUGCAGCGCAAGCUCGAGGACUUCCGGGACUACCGGCGUCUGCACAAGCCGCCCCGGGUGCAGGAGAAGUGCCAGCUGGAGAUCAACUUCAACACGCUGCAGACCAAGCUGCGGCUGAGCCACCGGCCCGCCUUCAUGCCCUCCGAGGGCAAGCUGGUCUCGGACAUCACCAACGCGUGGCAGGGGCUGGAGCAAGUGGAGAAGGGCUACGAGGAGUGGCUGCUCUCUGAGAUCCGGCGUCUGCAGAGGCUCCAGCACCUGGCCGAGAAGUUCCAGCAGAAGGCCUCCCUGCACGAAGCCUGGACCCAGGGGAAGGAGGACAUGCUGAACCAGCGUGACUACGAGUCGGCCUCGCUGCACGAGGUGCGCGCCUUGCUGCGGCGCCACGAUGCCUUCGAGAGCGACCUGGCUGCCCACCAGGACCGCGUGGAGCACAUCGCCGCGCUGGCCCAGGAGCUCAAUGAGCUGGACUACCACGAGGCAGCCUCAGUGAACAGCCGCUGCCAGGCCAUCUGCGACCAGUGGGACAACCUGGGCACACUGACCCAGAAGAGACGUGACGCGCUGGAGCGCAUGGAGAAGCUUCUGGAGACCAUCGACCAGCUGCAGCUGGAGUUUGCACGGAGGGCCGCACCCUUCAACAACUGGCUGGACGGUGCCGUGGAGGACCUGCAGGACGUGUGGCUGGUGCACUCGGUGCAGGAGACCCAGAGCCUGCUGACAGCGCAUGAGCAAUUCAAGGCCACGCUGCCCGAGGCUGACCGAGAGCGAGGUGCCAUCCUGGGCAUCCAGGGAGAGAUCCAGAAGAUCUGCCAAACGUAUGGGCUGCGGACUAGCACCACCAACCCCUACAUCAUUCUCAGCCCACAGGACAUCAAUGCCAAGUGGGACCUAGUCCGAAAGCUGGUGCCCAGCCGUGACCAGACACUGCAGGAAGAGCUGGCCCGGCAGCAGAUGAAUGAGAGACUCCGAAGACAAUUUGCAGCCCAGGCCAAUGCCGUGGGGCCCUGGAUCCAGGGGAAGGUGGAGGAGGUGGGGCGCCUGGCGGGGGGACUGGCCGGCUCGCUGGAGGAGCAGAUGGCAGGGCUCCGGCAGCAGGAGCAGAACAUCAUUAACUACAAGGGCAACAUUGACCGGCUAGAGGGCGACCACCAGCUGCUGCAGGAGAGCCUGGUGUUUGAUAACAAGCACACGGUCUACAGCAUGGAGCACAUCCGCGUGGGCUGGGAGCAGCUGCUCACCUCCAUUGCCAGCACCAUCAACGAGGUGGAGAACCAGGUACUGACCCGAGAUGCCAAGGGCCUGAGCCAGGAGCAGCUCAACGAGUUCCGGGCGUCCUUCAAUCACUUUGACCGGAAGCGGAACGGGGUGAUGGAGCCGGAUGACUUCCGGGCUUGUCUCAUCUCAAUGGGCUACGACCUGGGGGAAGUGGAAUUUGCCCGCAUCAUGACCAUGGUGGAUCCCAACGCCACUGGGGCCGUGACCUUCCAAGCCUUCAUCGAUUUCAUGACCCGAGAGACAGCCGAGACGGACACGGCCGAGCAGGUCAUGGCCUCCUUCAAGAUCCUGGCGGGAGACAAGGUGAGUGCCAGGUGGGGGCCGGCGGGCUGGGGCAGGACGCAGGAGCCAAGGUUCUUCUCUUUUCCCUCCCAGAACUACAUCACCCCUGAGGAGCUGCGGCGGGAGCUCCCGGCCGAGCAGGCCGAGUACUGCAUCCGCCGCAUGACACCCUACAAGGGCCCCGGGGCUCCCGUUGGAGCGCUGGACUACGUGGCCUUCUCCAGCACGCUCUACGGGGAGAGCGACCUCUGACCUCGGCCCUGGGGGUCCCUGCUCCAGAGCUGCUCGCUCGCUCCGCUCAGCCCGGGGAAUCCCAUCUAGCCCCCGUCCAGUGUUUCUGAAUAAAGAUUCACCUGCAUGCC